This is a messenger RNA of Polistes canadensis, 932 nucleotides long. RefSeq lists its product as uncharacterized. NCBI's taxonomy places the organism in Eukaryota, Metazoa, Arthropoda, Insecta, Hymenoptera, Vespidae. The transcript has a single exon. Bases 199 to 903 code for a protein of 234 amino acids. The record is from RefSeq and is a predicted model, not a curated record.
UAAACAUAUUUGCUAUUUCUUUCAUCUCUUUUUAAUUGUUGCUAUGAAUAAUUAACUAAUUUCAAUUAUUUAAUAAGCUCUCCGCAUAUACCAAAUGUCUAAAUUUUUAUGUAUUUGCAAGAACGAGUUUAGUUUAUAAAAUAGUCUUCAGUUACGUUAUAUUUGUUGUGUCAAAAGAUUUAAUUCUUAUAUGCCAAAAUGACUACGUUAAGUACACAAGUGGAUAGUGACAGAAGAUUAUUACAAUUCAAAAGCUACGAAGAAUAUUUAGAUUCGUUGGUAACUCCUGUAGAUUUUAACUAUUUGAGAAGUACAAAGGUUGCGCGACAAUUAGCAGAACUUGGUUAUCGAUGUACAGGAGAAACUCUUGAUAAAAAUACUUUCUACCUGCGUCUGCAAACUGUCAAAGAUUUAUUAUACCCAAUUCUUCAACCAUAUCAUCUUACUUCUGAAUUUAUACUUCCUUUCGAUCCGGUAAUGCAAGAAUUAGCAAUUCGCGAACGCUCUAAUAGACUACAUGUACUAUCAACUAUUAUAUUUAUACGCCAUAAUCCACGCCUUCAAGUCGAAGUAUCAGGCUACAUUGAUUUUGGUGAAAGACUUAAGACAGAAGAUUGGCAGCUAUAUUUCAAAGGAAAAAAGAAACUUUGGCCUAAAAUUACAGACUUGGCGUACUAUCAUUGGAAAUUAGGAAAAAUGCAAUUAAAUAUUACAUCAAAUUAUGAACCAAUAAUAAAUUCUAAACAUGGUCUUUUAUUUAAAAAUAUUCAUGAUAGAAAAUUAAUUAACGUCGAUCCAAAGGCGAUUAGACCUGGCAUAGAUACUACGAGAAUACGUGUACAUAGCGAUGCGUAUGAACACGUUAUUUUAUACGAUCAUGUUGUCAGAAGCACUGUUAUUUAAUAGAAAGCAUUUGUAUUAUAAUCAUAAAU